Mauremys mutica (yellowpond turtle) is the source of this 4680-nucleotide messenger RNA. Its product is annotated as zinc finger protein 420-like. The transcript has 3 exons. The record is from RefSeq and is a predicted model, not a curated record. Gene Ontology annotation, biological process: regulation of DNA-templated transcription. Lineage: Eukaryota; Metazoa; Chordata; Testudines; Geoemydidae. Bases 72 to 2093 code for a protein of 673 amino acids.
CUCCUCCGCCAUGAUUAGUGGGAUUGUGGUUGGGGCAACAGGUGCUUAGUGGGGGACUCUUGUUGUUUCAGAUGCUGGUGACCUUCGAGGAGGUGGCUGUGUAUUUCACCCAGGGGCAGGGGGCUCUGCUGGACCCCGCGCAGAGAGCCCUCUACAGGGACGUCAUGCAGGAGAACUAUGAGACAGUGACCUCGCUGGGAUUCCCCGUUCCCAAACCUGACUUAAUCGCCCGGCUGGAACGAGGGGAAGAGCCGUGGGUCCCGGAUCUCCAGGCCUCUGAGGAAAGUGUGAGCCUGAGAGGCACCUGCGCAGCAGGUGAUAGGACAGUGAGUGAGAACAAGGAGGAGAAUCAGCAGGAGGAAGGUCCUGAGCAAGAGAGGUUUUUGAGAAAAGCUGAAGAGAAUUUUUCCCAGGGCCUGGAACAGGGAGAAGCCUGUGGAGAUGGACACGGAUCAGAGAUGCAGCUGGGAAACUAUCCCAGGAAGAAACUGGAUAAAUCCACUGAAUGUGGCAGAGGAUGGAAGGAUCCCAAGGAAAGCACAAUUCAGCAGGCAAGUCACAAUGAAGAGAAACCCUACAAAUGCCUUGACUGUGGGAAAAGAUUUAAUGCAAGGUCACAGCUUAUGUCACAUAACAGAAUCCACACAGGAGAGAAGCCCUAUAAAUGCUUUGACUGUGGGAAAAGCUUCAUACAGAAGUCAAGGCUUACUGUACACCAGAGAAUACACACAGGAGAAAGACCCUAUACAUGCUGUGAGUGUGGGAAAGGUUUUAUUCGGAGCCCAGAGCUUAUUAGACAUGAGAUCACCCACACAGGAGAGAGACCCUUUAAAUGCCAUGAGUGUGGGAAAAGUUUUAAUCAUAACUCAUUGCUUAUUAUACAUCAGCGAUCCCACACAGGAGAGAGACCCUUUAAAUGCCUUGAGUGUGGGAAAGGUUUUAGUCAGCAUGCAACACUUAUUGCACAUGAGAGAACUCACACUGGAGAGAGACCCUAUGAAUGCCAUGAAUGUGGGAAAGGUUUUAGUCAAUGUGUAACACUUAUUACACAUCAGCGAACACACACAGGAGAGAGACCCUAUAAAUGCCAGGAGUGUGGGAAAAGUUUCAGUGUGAAAUCAAGCCUUAAUGCACAUCAGAAAACCCACACAGGAGAGAGACCCCAUAAAUGCUUUGACUGUGGGAAAAGCUUCAUUCAGAAGUCAAAGCUUAGUGAACACCAGAGAGUACACACCGGAGAGAGACCAUAUAAAUGCCUUGACUGUGGGAAAACUUUCAUUAAGCGCUCAGACCUUAUUAAGCAUCAGAGUAUCCACACACCAAGUGACAAAUCCUAUAAAUGCCUCGACUGUGGGAAAAGUUUCCCUGACAGAUUAAAACUUACUGCACAUCAGAGAAACCAUACAAGAGAGAGGCCCCAUAAAUGCUUCUACUGUGGGAAAAGCUUCAUGCACAACUCAAGGCUUAUUGUGCACCAGAGAGUGCACACGGGAGAGAAACCCUUUAAAUGCCAUGAGUGUGGGAAAGGUUUUAGUCAGCGUGUACAUCUUAUUACACAUCAGCGAACCCACACAGGAGAGAGACCCUAUGGAUGCCUUGAGUGUGGGAACAGUUUUAUCUCAAGUUCAGACCUUGCUCACCAUAGCAAAAUUCACAUGGGAGAAAGACCUUAUAAAUGCCAUGAGUGUGGGAAAGGUUUUAAUCAGCGUGUAACACUUAUUACUCAUCAGCGAACCCACACAGGAGAGAGACCCUAUGGAUGCCUUGAGUGUGGGAAAAGCUUCAUUCAGAAGUCAGAACUUAUUCUACACCAGAGACUGCAUACAGGAGAGAGACCCUUUCAAUGCUGUAUAUGUGGGAAAACUUUUAUUCGGAGCACAACGCUUAUCUCACAUCAGAGAACCCACACAGGGGAGAGACCUUAUAAAUGCCUUGAAUGUGGCAAAAGUUUUAGUCAGAGCUCAAAUCUUAUUGCACAUAAGAGAACCCACACAGGAGACAGAUCCUAUAAAUGCUUGGACUGUGGGAAAAGCUUCAGUAAGAGCUCAGUGCUGACCAAACAUCAGAGAAUGCACAAGAAUGAGACUCCCUAGGAAUAGCUUGACUGCAGGAAAAGAUUCAAGUUGACUUCACACAUCAGUGAUCCACACAACAGAGACCUGGAAUGUGGGGGAAGCUUCAUUUGGUGCUCCCGGAGUAUCAGGUGUCUGCAAAUCCCCAACAGGAAGAAACCUCUGAGAUGUUCUCAGUGUGGAAAAUGCUCCAAGUGGCACUAACGCCAUGUUGGACGUCAGAGACUCCUCCACACAGCAGGGAAAUUCUCUCAGGACCCUGACUGGGACCGACAAUGGUGACAAACCCAUUUCCUUAUUCCCACACACAUCAGGGGCAUUUGGCUCCCAAGGAUCCAGCUGCCCGUCACCGGGGAGAGGAUCCAGCAGCAGCUGAGUAUCAGCUGGUCAGUGAUCCUCUGGCUCUGCCUGGUCUAAGCAAACCCCAGGCAGAGGAGGAGAAACCCCCAUCAGCCCCUCCCCCCUGCUGCAGCCCUGGCUGCUGAGCUGAUGGGCCACAGGUCGGGGGAGGGAAAGAGAGAAACUCCUCCAGCUGCCCCCUCUGCCUGGCUGAAGUCCCCCCCCCCUCCCUUCCUCUGCCAGCCGGGAUCCCCCUGCCAUGGAGAUGAGGAGAAGGACACUAGGGCCAGGCCCCACCUUCACGCUAAACACCUCUCCCCAUUCCCCAUCUUCCACCAUCCCCUGGGCUGGGCCCCCCACUGACCUGGAGCUUUUCCCUGCACGGGGAGUGUCCCUGGGGGCUGGUAACUCCUCCCCUCCCCACAUCCUCCACUGGAUCACUCACCCCCUCUGCCCCUUCUCCCUGCCCCCUUUGCAUUCAGACAGCACCAUUGGCAGAGACUGAUUCCCACAGGGCCUUUAGUUGGCAGUCUGGAUUUCCCACCUCUGCUACUACAGCAUCAGCCUGUGAGAGGGAAGCAGCGUUACCUAGUGGGUAGAUCACUGGCCUGGGACUCAGGAGUCGUAAGCUCUGUUCCCAACUCUGCCAGCAGCUUGCGGGGUGGCCAGAGACAAAUCUGUGCCUUCCAGAGAGGGAAUAAAUGGGGAGUGAUAAUAUCAGCCUCCGAGCGUCUGUCUAGGGCAGGAGAAGUGGUUGGGAUUAGCUGGUGCGUCUCCUUUGUUCCUCCACCCCUUUUUCUAGCCUAGACUGACCCUGAGCAGUUUAUUCCAAUCCCCCAUGAGCAAAGUGCUUGUUAGAGUCACUAAGUACCCCCUUCGCAGUGAGAUUGUCUCAUUCCCAGACAGCCUCACAUUGCUCCAGGUUCUGCUGAAAAGCAUUUCACUGUUUGUGCUGUUUCUCCCUUAUCCGCCAGCAUUCAAUAGAGUCUAAAUGAGCUGGAGCAGGGAUAUUGAAAUAAUGUGGUGUUUUAACUUCUGUGUUAUUUGAGGGGACGGGGUGAGUCUGGGGGAUUCCCUCCCGCCCCCAUCAAGCUCACACAUCUUCUCUCACAGAGCAGCCUCUGCCCAAGCCGUGCAGAGUUUAUCCUUUUCCCUUUCUACCCCUCCACCUUCACGUGUGUCAUUUACCACAGUGUCCUUUGCCCACCAUGCUUAGGAACCAGGCUUUGAUUUCUUUGAUCCUCAGUCAGGCCCCUGAGGGCUGGAGAAGAAAAUGUCCCAUUCCUGAAGGGGGAAUUCAAAUGAACCCCAAAGCACAGUUUGAGCUUAAAUCUGUGGCCCAGGUUACUUUUCUAGCUUACUAUAUUGGCUAGAGUGCUUUCUGCACUGAUUUGAUUGAUUAUGUUGUUAUCUUCAGGGAGUUUGGUUUAUACCGGAUCUCAAUAUAUAUUUCUCAGAAUAGUUGGUUGUAAUUCAAAGGAGCCUACAGGCCUGUAUCCUGGAAGAGGAAGCUUAGCUUGAGUCAGUUAGGAUAGGUGAUUGCAACCUUUGGCAUAGAUAAAUGUCCUAUUGGCGACCCCUUUGUCUCUGGGGGAACUGAAUAGAGAAUCGAAUGAAGAACCGAAGGUGUUCACCUUAAGUUUGGACCAGGCCGGUAACCACAGGGUGCUCUGCAGCAGAACAUGGAAGUUAUGAUUAAUGUCAAAGGUAAUGAUUUCAGGGAUGAGAUAAUGUAUGAAUAUAUGUCACAAUAUGUUAGCCUAUAGAAUAAGCGUAUCUGAAGAUAUCUCUGGGUGAGGAAGUAAGAUUUGGGCAUGGUAGAUUGGGCACGGCUAUGAAUAUUCAUGCCAUUAGAAAGACCCUAUAAAAGGGCAAACUCCCAUGCAGAGGGGUCGCUCAUUCGUCACUCUUUAUACCUUUUAUUAAGCUAUCAGCUCAUCCUGGCAACAUAGCCACUCCUCCGGUCCUGACUUCGACCUAGACCAUCAAAUCUGUUGGGCAUGCCAGAGACAAGGCUGGUUCUCUGUCUCCUACUACUCAGUCUUCAGGGAAGCGUGUGAGCAUGGUAGCUUAAAUAGUCUUUAGAGUAGGAAUGUUACCACCAGGAACUUUAGAAUUGUACUACUUAUUUGUGACUGUGCCUUGUAGCGUUAUUGCUUUUUCACUUGUUUUAAUAAAGAUCUUAAAACUCUGGUAUUGUCCUCAGUAUCGGUGCCCUUGCCACACACCCCAGGAGUCUGCUCCUGACAUAGAACUGUCUGUGUUUUUU